Messenger RNA from Octopus sinensis (East Asian common octopus), 3026 nucleotides. Its product is annotated as integumentary mucin C.1. The record is from RefSeq and is a predicted model, not a curated record. NCBI's taxonomy places the organism in Eukaryota, Metazoa, Mollusca, Cephalopoda, Octopoda, Octopodidae. Bases 585 to 1160 code for a protein of 191 amino acids. The transcript has 2 exons.
AAAAGAAAAGCUAUAUACACAUACACACAACAUUAUUACCAGCUAAAUAACUAAUUAUAAUUUACGAAAUUAACUGAACUCUGUCACCAAGCUGCCUUAGAAAUAUAUAUAUAUACAUUUAUAUUCUGUAUUAUUUUACCCAUCAACCUGAUUAUUAUUUUUUUCUUCUGUCAUACGCGCCACCCAUCCUGCCCUAGUUGAUAUCCACUAUCACUAUCACCCUUACUCCCUUGCCAGUAUAUAUAUAUAUAGCAAAGCGGAACUGUCUUCCUUUCAGUCUGUGUUUUUCAAUCUGUUUAAACUGGUCACUGGAGUCAAGGACGCAUUUAUCGCGCUACUUCGACACUGACGUUCAAAUUACUCAAGUGCGUAAUUUAAGCAACUUAUCAACAGACAAACAAAUCGAUUGAUUAACAACAACAACAACAGUAAAUAAUAAUAAAAAAAAAACGAUACCGGUGAAACUAUCACAGAUCGAUUUUUCUAAAAUCAGUUAAAUUUUGCUUUUUAUUUCUUGCGAGUGUCUUCGUCUCACCCGAGUGUACAUUUAAACAGUUUUUGGAAAAGAAAAUCUUGUAAUAAUAAUGGCCAACUCUACGCGUGGUUUUUUUGUACUCCCCAUUCUCUUCAGUUUUUUGCUCUUUGGAGCCUUUUUCACGCUUACAGAAGUAGCUGCUGAAGCAAACACUACGAUUGCAGCAUCAAACACUACGACUGCGGCACCAAAAACUACGACCGUGGCACCAAAAACUACGACCGUGGCACCAAACACUACGACUGCGGCACCAAACACUACGACUGCGGCACCAAACACCACGACUGCGGCACCAAACACCACGACUGCGGCGCCAAACACCACAACUGCAUCACCAAACACCACAACUGUGUCACCAAACACCACAACCGUGUCACCAAAUGUGACGACUGUGUCACCAAAUGCGACGACUGUGUCACCAAAUGUGACGACUCCAAUGUCCACCACUCCAGUUCACACGUCAACCCACUCGCCAACCGUUAAACCAGAUAAACCUUCAAAAUUCCGAGUCGAUAUUUUCUUUGCUGGAAUGGCUGUAGGAAUUGGUUUGGUGGUGAUUGUGGUAAUUAUCUACCAUUGUUACCAAGCUAAACGAGGUACCAAUGUGCCUUAUCGAAACAUAUAAAUACAUAACUCUUCUUAUUACUUUUUUUUGUUGUUGUUUUUUGUUGUUUUUUUUAGUUCUAUUUUCCUUUUAAUUUCUACUUUUGUUAAUGAACAAACACUUGACUAAUUUUCUCAAUUAACUUAGCGUAAUGUUUCAAAUUAGCACUUGAGUGGUUGUAUGCAUGCAUGCAUGUAUAAUACGUUUAUACAUGCUUGUGUUAUAUGUAUAUAUAUGUACUUAUGUGUGAGUGACGUAUCUGUUUGUAUGCACUUAUGUGUGUGUGUGUGUGUGUGUGGCUGUAUUGUAAAAUAAACACUACAUUAGGAUUAAAUACUCAAGGGGAAAACACUAAUCUUCCUUAAUCUGUUACAGUUGGUUGUUGUAAGUGUAUGUGUUCUGUUUAAUCCAACAAUAUUCUCCAAAUGAUUGUAACCAAGGCUGUGGAGUCGGAGACAAUUAAGGGGCAAUUUGAGUCAGAUAAAAUAGACCGCCAUCACUUGAUUACAUAGAGGGGUCAGAGUUGAAGUUUUUAUGUUUCGACUCCACAUCCCUUAUUGUAACCAUCAUUGUUCAACUAUUAUACCCUAAACUAGAUGCUCCUGUAUUAUUAAUAUAAUAAGCAUUUUAUGAUGGGAGAUUAUGAAGAUGGGAAGCUAGCAGAAUCCUUGACACUUUGGAGAAAAUUUGUAGAGUGCAGUUUCUUCUGAUUCUUCACGUUCUUAGUGCAAAUUCCCCCAAAUUUUCUGGCCUUGUUCCUGUUAAAGAAUUUUUUUUCUUAAACCAAUCAGAGGGCGGCAGAAUUCGUAAGAUGUCAGAUAAAACCUUGUAUUGUUUCUUCGCAUUCUGAGUUCAAAUCCCACUGAUGGUAUGGUUAAGUAACCAGUAUUGUUAGUAUUAAGGUACUGAAAAUUCUGUCUGAAAUUUCUUGCAGGCAUCUGGCAUGACCCCUACUCCCAACCUUAUAUGCACUACAAUUUUUGUUUUAAAAUGCAAGGGGAUUGUUGUUGUUGUUAAGUGGUGGUGGUAGUAGGGUUGUCCUUUUUUUUUUUUUUUUUUUUUUUUUUUACUUCCCUCUUUCUUUCCUUCUUUUCACAUGAUAGAAACAAAAAGGUAAAACACAAGUCAGAAACUGGGAUGUUAUUUAGCCUUCCUUUUUACUGACCAAUCAGCUGUGCUUUAACCCUUUAGCAUUCAAACCGGCCAUAUCCGGCCCAAAAGUAUUCUGCCUGUUUUAUGUUCAAACUGGCCAGAUCUGGUCUCUCACACCAGCCCUACAAUAUCGUUUUAAAAAUUAACAGCUACCACAUCAAAAUCUCAAAGCUACAAGAUAAUGCAUGAUUAGUUCAAGGCAAAGUGGAUAAAAAAAGGAUUAAUUUUGGCAGAAUAAUGCGAACGCUAAGGGGUUAACCAAUUUUUCCUUGUCUUAUGUUUUCCUUUCUUCAGACUUCAUUCUGCUCUAGCUCUAAACUUCUUUUUUUUUAAUUUCAAAUGAAUUAGGUUGUGGCCCUCCUUGUUUCCUUUCUGUAUAUGUGUGUGUGUGUGUAAGAAAGUGAUGGGGGUGGGAUAUCUUGUUUAUCUUUUCUUUUUCUGUCUGUCUGUUUAAUUGUGCCAUGACGAUUGUGACAAGAGAAAUUUAAUUUCUGUUGGGAAGAAAGAACUAGAGGAGUGGUGGGAGGACAGAUAAGCAUUAUUGGUUUAUUUUUGUUUUAUAAUUUGUAAAGAGAUUUUGAAUGAUUUUAUUUCUCACAUUCUUUCUGUUUCUCUACUCAGUCUUUCACUCUCUCUCUCUCUCUCUCUCUCUCUCUCUCAAACUCAACAUAGCCACAUCUUAUUCUGAGUUGAGGUCUGUAAAACUACAAAACAAAUAAAAGUGGAAAAAAAAAA